UCGGUUAAUCACCCAAAAAAGAAUUAUCCGUUAUCCAAUUGGAGCUAUGGAAACUCUUCAAUUCAAAACCCUAAUCAACGUUUCCAAUCGUCAACGAACACAGUUUUUCUAUAGAGCUGCUGAAACCAAGAAGCAUGUGGUCAAAAAGUCAACCGGAAAAAUAACGAAAACCAAAAUGAUUCCAAGAAGGCUGCUUUUGCACUCAUUUGGAUUCAUACCGGUUUUAUUGAACGUUCCUCUUAUCGCUGAAGCCUUGGAGAUGAAUGAACCUGAGGUUAUUCGGACCCAGAAGCUUGAUAGUGGAGUGCGAAUACAAGAUAUAAUUGACGGUGAAGGUAAAGAAGCUCGUGAAGGAGAUCUGGUUGAAGUCAACUAUGUCUGCCGGCGGUCAAACGGGUAUUUUGUACACAGUACUGUGGAUCAAUUUAGUGGAGAAAGUUCCCCCGUUAUACUUCCUCUAAAUGAGAAAGAGAUUAUAAAGGGUUUGAAAGAAGUCAUAAUUGGAAUGAAGGCUGGAGGUAAGAGAAGGGCACUAAUUCCUCCUUCUGUAGGAUAUGUCAAGGAGAAUUUGGGACCGAUUCCCGAUGAGUUUGGUCCUCGACGCAGCCUUUUGUCUCAUGUCAAGGAGCCCUUGAUAUUUGAGGUGCAACUUCUCAAGGUUUUAUAAAAGUUAGUAUAUAUUUUAUGCAACUAUAAUGUGGUCAAACAUGUUGACUUUCGACACGAUACAUUGUUUCCAACUAAUGGUAUUUACUCAGCAACUCAGUUUAUCAUGAUUAUAUCUAUUGAGUUACCGACAUGUUGA
Messenger RNA from Helianthus annuus (common sunflower), 805 nucleotides. RefSeq names its product peptidyl-prolyl cis-trans isomerase FKBP16-1, chloroplastic. NCBI's taxonomy places the organism in Eukaryota, Viridiplantae, Streptophyta, Magnoliopsida, Asterales, Asteraceae. The coding region runs from base 47 to 667 and encodes 206 amino acids. Gene Ontology annotation, molecular function: peptidyl-prolyl cis-trans isomerase activity. The transcript has 8 exons. The record is from RefSeq and is a predicted model, not a curated record.